Messenger RNA from Euleptes europaea (tarantolino), 1248 nucleotides. Its product is annotated as zinc finger protein 664-like. The coding region runs from base 1 to 1248 and encodes 415 amino acids. The transcript has 8 exons. The record is from RefSeq and is a predicted model, not a curated record. NCBI's taxonomy places the organism in Eukaryota, Metazoa, Chordata, Lepidosauria, Squamata, Sphaerodactylidae. Gene Ontology annotation, molecular function: DNA-binding transcription factor activity; RNA polymerase II cis-regulatory region sequence-specific DNA binding. Gene Ontology annotation, biological process: regulation of transcription by RNA polymerase II.
AUGGCCCUCUGUACAGUCUUCAGAGGCAGUGGAAGGACACUGACGCUUCAUUCUAGACCUCCUUGUGGUGGUGGAAUGGAGGCCACCUCUGUGCCACCAGAUCAGGGACUGGUGACCUUUGAGGAUGUGGCCGUGUAUUUCUCAGAGGAGGAGUGGGCUCUGCUGGAUCCAGGCCAAAGGGCUCUGCACCGAGAAGUCAUGGAGGAGACCUGCAGGAAUCUGGCCUCUCUGGCUGGACUUAUGUUUUCCGUAGCUGGUUUCACCUGUUGGCUGGAAGAAAGAAACUAUCCAUUUGCCCUGGGCUCGGAGGAAGUAGAGAAACUGUCAGAUGGUGAACAGCAGAAAAAGAAAAAUGAAGUAAACAAGAAGUGGUGGACAAAAAUCAUUUUUUCUUAUGGUGUCGACUUCCAUGAGAUUCAAUGCUUGCAGUGUGGACAGACUUUCAGCGUGAACUCCAGCCUUACUUCCCAUCAAAGAAUUCACACAGGGGAAAAACCUUAUAAAUGUUCUGAGUGCAGACAGAGCUUUAGUCACAGCUCAAGCCUUGCUUACCAUCAAAGAAUCCACACAGGGGAGAAGCCAUAUACAUGUUUGGACUGUGGAAAAAGUUUCAGCCAUACAUCAGGCCUUGCUUACCAUCAAAGAGUCCACACAGGAGAGAAACCUUAUAAAUGUUCAGAGUGUGGACAGAGCUUCAGUCACAGUUCAAGCCUUGCUUACCAUGAAAGAAUACAUACAGGGGCAAAACCGUAUAAAUGUUCAGAGUGUGGGAAAAGCUUCAGUCAUAGCUCAGGCCUUGCUUAUCAUCAAAGAAUCCAUAAUGGGGAAAGACCAUAUAAAUGCUUGGAGUGUGGAAAGAGUUUCAGUGUGAGUUCAAGUCUUACUGCCCACCAAAGAAUCCACACAGGGGAAAAACCGUAUGAAUGUUCAGACUGUGGAAAGAAUUUUAGUAGUAGGACAGGCUCCAUUAGGCAUCAAAGAAUCCACACAGGAGAGAAACCAUAUAAAUGCCUGGAAUGUGGAAAAAGCUUCAGUGUGAGUGUAAACCUUACUUCCCAUCAAAGAAUUCAUACAGGAGAGAAACCAUAUAAAUGCUCAGAGUGUGGAAAGAGCUUCAGUGUGAGCUCACACCUGACUUCCCAUCAAAGAAUCCACACAGGGGAGAAACCAUAUGAAUGCAUGGAGUGUGGAAAGAGUUUCACUCAGAGUACAAACCUUACUAGACAUCAAAGAAUCCACACUAGUUAG